This is a messenger RNA of Symbiodinium sp. CCMP2592, 9462 nucleotides long. NCBI's taxonomy places the organism in Eukaryota, Dinophyceae, Suessiales, Symbiodiniaceae. The record is from the annotation of a GenBank genome assembly.
AUGGCAGGCUCCGAACCUGCAAUCGGAGCACCCCUGCCUAGAGAUGCUCGCCACAGGUAUCAGGUCUCCCGAGACGACCACUCCGGUGUUCUCCUUGCCCACCACCGGGUUUGGGCCCCAGUCUUGCUGCUGCAUCUCCUUUCUCCAUACCAAGCAUCACUGAAGAUCCUGGAAGAACAUGUGGUGCCUCAGCAGCUUGCCAUUACUUCUGCCCGUCUUGCAUCCCUUAGGGCUGUGAGACCUCUUGCAGACUGCUCGCAGGUAACUUCUCCUCAACUUCCUAACUCGACGGACCACCCUGUGCUAAAGUGCCCUACCUGUGCCUUUCGAGGGAUCAUGGAGCCAGCCUCUGGGCAGAGCUGGCCAAACUGGCAGGCAGCACUUGUCCCGCUUACAGUCGGGACAGAAGUGGAGGUGACUGAUGGCCACAGACAGCACCUUAUAGGCCGCCGGGUGAUUGUGCUCCCUACCUUGGAGUGCGAUCGCAACACCACCCGGAAUGUGCGGAUGAUACAAGGACCUCGAGCUGAACAACGACGUAUUUAUACGAUCGACAGGGAACACCUCGUUCCCCGACUGGGGUCGGAGGCUACACAAGCUUCCAUGUGUGAUGGAAUGGAGCCGAGUCUGAGGUGGAGAUGUGCACCCUCACCAUUAACCAUCUUCAGCGCACGUUACCUUCUUGGCUACCAGGCCCUGGCGACCAUGGUGCCCCCGGCGGCACCCAAACGGAGUCCAGCUGGCCACUAUGUCCAUCCCCCGCUGGAAGAUGCUUCGCUUGAGGCACCCUGGGAAAAACACGCUGACCCAGCUAGCAAUCGGCCCUUCUACUACCACCCGGGGACAAAGCAGGUGACUUGGCGAAAACCACGGCCGGCUCUGGUCCUUCCGAGGGAAGAGGAGAUUGGGCCCACCAAGCCCAGGCGAGGCAGGUCUGAGAUACCAGAGCCGCGCACUCCUAGCCCACCUCCUUCCAAGCGGGUGAGAAUGCAUCCCACCACUGAUGCUCGGCAGAGAACUAUGAGCUCUGAGGCCCAGUCGUCAGGCUCUACUGCAGCCAAAGGGAUGCCAACCGCAGAGAGGAAGCCCGCUCCGGACUUUGAUCCUCAAUCUUCUGGUGGCCCUUCCGAGUGGAACUUGGCCGAUCAUGCUUUACCUGACCGGGUACUGCUCUGGGGAGCCAAAGCCAGGUCACAGCUACCACAACCGCCCAGUGCCCCUGCCUGCACUUUGGACGUGGAAAGAUUUCUCAAGAGUUUCUUCAGGACACGGCAAGGCCCAGAUGGCACAUCCCUUGCAACCUUACUUGGCGACCCGGCCCAGCAACCUGAUGGUUGGUGGCGUGUCCCUUGGACACCGCUGGGACCAUCGCACUGCGAGCUGCUGUGUCAGAGUGGUUGGCUACGUGGCUGGCACGGAUGCAAGAUGGAGGCACUAUACUCCAUCAUUUACCAUGGACAGCUUCUGCCGAGCAUCGAUGAGUCGAAGGGUGACAGGUUUCUGGCAGGCUGUCCAGGGGUGUACUUGCACCGAGACAGCCUGCAACACAAGGUGGAGAACUACAUGAGAUGGAUACCACUAUGUGGAGACGGUCUCUUUUGGGCUGCCAAGUGGGAGGUGGUGUAUGCUCCCUCGGGGAGCACUAAGCAUGGCAAGCGAACAGAUCAGGUUAUACAAAGUGCUGAAUCGGUGGAGCUGGUAGCCCUCUGGCUCUCGGUGCGCUCCGAGAACAUGCUGCCUGACGGGACUGCUGUGCAGGCCAAAUGGACUCCUGAACGUGAGGCCAAUCCACGCCUCACUCAGUCCAGGCGAAGAAGCAGUGCUCUGAUACAGACCAUGGACCUCACGGAACCGUCUGCCUCUUCCAGGCCUCUGCCCAGCUCCAGCCUGAGUUCUGACCCGGCGAUCGACAACAAAGGCCGACUCAAGCCGACGCCUAAAACACGUGGUCGCUUGUCACACAUCCCUUCUGAAUUGGAGAAGGACCGGACGCCAGCACAAGCGAAGCUCACCAUACAGUCGGGCAAUCUGGUGCUGAAGUCGGCCACAGCAAAUAGCUUGGAGGCUACGACUGCUACGACAACCACUCCGGCUGCCACCUCGGAAGUCUCGCCCCAACAGCCCCCGUCAGAUCUACCUUGCCGAGGACCCAAACGGGCUCGACCUGACACUUCCCCUGCCACUCCGACGCCACGGAAGAUGCAGACAAGGCCCAAGCCGAGACGAUCGAUUUGGUUUGAUGUCACAGACAAUCCGGAUGACCAACCACUCUCGUCCUCCACAGCUACAGCCAAAGGCCGCAGCACUGGUACGAUCAAGGCCGCCAAGCUCCAAGAUCGUGUCCGCAGAAGGAUGGCCAGGAAGAUGGAGGAAAUCUUCCAGGCCAAUAGAGCCGCUGGACUCAACACGGACUCAGCUGCCUCAUCCAGUGCUGCAUACAAGGAUCCAGCUUACAGUUCAUCAUGUCAGCGUCUGCAUCAGCUUGGUCAGUCUUGCAAGAGGCAACACAUGCCCCUUUCACUUAGACCUGCCAUGCUCUUUGCCUUCGCCCCUCUAAGGUCCAGCCCACCAGUGGCUCCGACAGGCCAAGUUGACACAGGCGGGGAUCGCUUUACUGAGCGCUUGGCGUUGCAGACCUCUGCACCUAGGUCCGGGCAGCCACCUAGGUGGGUUCCCUGCUUACAAACAUUUGUUGCUCCCUCCACUGGCUACUGCCUGCAACACUUGCGGCUAUCAGGCUCGUGUCUGCCGACAUGUCGGAUGCCCGACGGCAAGCCCGGAUCCUUGCAGGUCCCAUUGUUACCCUGCUGGGGCUUAGAAAGGCCACUGAGCCCUUUCACAUGCGCCUAUCCAGGCCUUGAACGACCAGUGUGCACAUCUACCACCAUGCCGGCCGGGCUCACAUGGACCUACGGUGCCUCCCCACACCGUGAUGAUUAUCGAUGUGCUGUGACUCGAGGUAUGCCAGCUGCACUGGCAACAGGUCCUUCUCUGUUGCACGCUCACUGCACAAUUGCUGUUCAAUCAAGUCACCACACCUGGCAGGGGUGGCCGGAUGCUUUCCUGACUGACCAACCUGAACAUUGUCUGGUGUGCCUUCGACACACCAGACCAUCUGCUGGUCCUGCUUCGGUACGAUGCCCACCUCCACCACCAGGAGCUGGUUUGCAACCCGACGGGCUCUCAGUUCUUGCGACCGUCACUCCCAGGAGGACGAUAGCUCCAUCUAGCAGUUCUUUCAGCCUGCCUCCAGGUCUGUCUUCGCCACUGGGCGCAGGCCAGAGGGUCGAGCAGGCAUCACUCUGGGACUCCUACCUGUCCAACUUCUACUCCGGUCCCAAUUCCGGAGACCGACAUUUUCGUACGGCUGACAACCUGUCAUCUUUCAGACACCAGCUGGUUGUCCAUCUAGCCUCCGAACAGUCGGUAGGGGCGAGGGUUGUGAGCGGCUGCCACCCGCUCACGAGACCGAAACUCACCUUCGUGGUGAGGGACGGGAAGCCGUGGCAGGAGCCCAAUGAACUACACUCUGCUGUGAGGGCAGAUAUGCUCCACCGCAGUCAAAGCCCCGGUAUUUCUUCCUCUACAAACAGGGUCUACCUAUUCGUCUUGUUGCCAUCUGGGCUCCAGCACUUCUACACCUUACCUCUCCUGGCCUUCCUCGUUUUAGGAGGCCUCCCCCUGGAGUACAACCACCAACACCUGCAACCCGACCUAUCCACACCGCUGACAGGUGUCGUCCUCCGUCGACUACUGAUCGACCCAGUCAGGCCCCUGGCACGAGAACUCAGGCCGGUUGCAGUCAACCCCACUGAGUACACAUUUGCCAGGAAGCGAUCUUACAAACGUGCCUUACGUCGUGCUGCACAGGACCAGGCCCAGCAUACGGUUUAUCGAGGCCGUGUCUGUACCCUGCAACAGCUUUGCAAAGGCUAUCGGGGCCAUCGACCCGCCCAGGCUGAGCGUCGUAUGCAGCAGGCCGCUCUGAAAGUCUCCCAGGGACGCUUGUUGUUCCUCUCCUGGAAUGCUGGAGGACUGUCCCAGGCCCUGUGGCAGGAAUUCUUGCUAACACUUGAGAAUAUGCCACCUGACGAUCGACCCCAGAUCGUGUGUGUUCAAGAAACUCAUUGGACGGAUAAGGUGGCACCCCAAUUCCCCACUGCUACGUGGGAUGUGUACACCUCCCCGACCACUGACAACAAAUCUGCUGGGCUCCUGAUUCUCCUCAACAAGCAGACUACCCGUAACUGCAGAAUUGUCUAUGCCGACCCUCAACCGGGUAGGGUGCAACACCUGAGGAUACUCCAUGACCAAUGGGCAGUCGACCUGCUGCACAUCUAUCAAAAGCCGCACAACUCUCAUCCACUCGCCCUGCAAUCCUCCAAAACCAUUCGCUUAGCUGUUUGGGAGUGCAUUGGUAAGAUCCUGGCGGCUCUACCUGCCCGCAACACGGUGAUCAUGCUUGGAGAUUUUAAUACUCAGAUCAAGCCAUGUGCUGCAGCUGGCACCAGGAUCUGUUCAGGCAACAGCUCGGGAACACAUCCACCUGAUCAGGCACGGUUGCAGCAUCUUGUCGAGGACUUCUCCCUCCUACAUCUCAACUCAUGGUGCAAGGCUGCUGGCCCCACGUACCAUCACAACAAAGGUGCCAGCCUCAUUGACCAUAUCAUCAUGCGUUCUUGCCAAGCGGAUGAUCGUGCUCGGCAGGCCAAACCUCUCCGCCUGGGACUAGCUGCAUGGAGACUUGGUGGCUACCAUUUACCACUGAAGGCCAGUAUUCCGCUUCAGCGCUUCCACACUCUCAACAAACCGGUGGCACCCAAACGGACAUGGGAUCAUUGGGGCUUGAUUCAGGUUUGCCGCUCUGCUUGGGAUCCGCGAGUACACAGUCUACGUACUGCCGUUCAGGCAUCCCUACCUGGGGUCACUGAUCUUGGGCAAUUACAUGCUACUCUGAUUCACUGUGCAUCCCAAUUUUUCCCGCCGCCCACAGGUCAGCAUCGGCUAGCGCUGUGGCAGACACCACCAAUGCAAGAUGGUAUCCGAUCCUACCGAGCCUGGAAGACUGCCAAAUCUCAAGAUCGGCACAAUCCGCUUUAUGUAUCCAGGUGCUAUCAUCACUUCAAGACGGCACACAAGGCCUUUCGUCAAGCCGGGAAAGAAGCUAAGAAGCACUGGUUCCAUGGCAGGCUCCAGGAAUUACAGGCUGCCGCCUGUUCGGGUGACUCCCGCAAACUUUAUGCUGGCAUCCGCACCCUUGCUCCUAAAUCCUCCAAGCCGAAGGUUCAACUGCGCGAUUCUGGUGGUCAUCUGCAGGACCCGAAGAUCCAGCUACAACAGCUGGAAACGCACUAUCGUAAACUUUAUGCUGCAGACGAGGAUACCAGCAUCCAGGGCCCUCAGCGGACACCCAUUCACAUCGAGGUCACGGAGGCCGAAAUGACCCUGGCACUUUCGCAAUUGUCGCCCCACAAAGCUACACCUCCGAAUCUAGCCACAAACUCUUUAUGGAGGCUGACCUCGGACAUUGUCGCGCCUCUCUCGUGCCAAUGGUGCCGGCAAUGGCCUCAUAUACCAGAGCUUUGGCGGAAUGCAUGGUUGACUCUCGUUCCGAAGAUUCCGCGACCACUCUCACCCAAGAAUCUCAGACCAAUAGGGUUAACUGAAUCCAGCGGCCGCGCAUAUGCUUCCAUACUUCAGGCGAAACUGCGCCCCUAUGCAGAGAGGUUCCUUACGGACCAGGCACAAUUUACAUAUCUACCGGGUCGCAAUGCUGCUCAAGCCAUACAUCGUGUUGCUGCUCACUGCAAGUAUGUCCAGGAUCGCUGCUCGAUCUCAACACCCACGGUUGUGGAUCGUCACGCACAACAACCGAAGCCCUGCCCACAUUUUGCAGGUGCACAACUCUCACUGGACUUGUCCAGCGCUUUCGACCUCAUGGACUGGCGCUUGCUGGACAAGGCAUUGCUUGCAUCUGCAGUCCCGGCUGAGUUAAGACACCAAAUCAUGUCCUGGCACUCCGAGAUUUCCUAUGUCCUUACCCACCUUGGGCACACUGCCAAAGUGGAGGCCCAAAGAGGACUUAGACAAGGGUGUAAACUGGCUCCGUUGCUCUGGACACUUGCCCUGGCACAGAUAUAUCGUGAGCUCCUUGCAGAGGGGGACCCGCUCCUCACAGCCCCUUGGCUAGAGCAAAGCUCCACGAUUUAUGCAGAUGAUAUACAUCUUAAAGAUACCGUGCAGAACACUCGUGAGCUGGACGACAUGGUGCAUCGCUUUAGUAAGAUCCUCGAUGCUCUUGCCGCCCAUGGUAUGGUCAUCAACUCGGCCAAAUCAGCACUGUUGCUGAGACACAAGGGAAGUUUCAUCAAAGGCUGGCUGCGACGACAUCUCAUACACAAACCCGAGGGAGAUCUACUACGCUUUCGUAGCCCCCUGGGAAAGGUGUAUGAAAUUCCGUUGCGUGACCAUCACACGUACUUAGGCAUUCGCAUCUCAUAUCAUUCCCAGGCCAAACAAGCAGUCACCUAUCGCCUACAGGCUGCGAACCAGGCAUGGCAAAGACUUCGUGGUGUACUGUGCUCUACCAGGCACCUUGCUCAGACACAUCGUCUCAGUCUAUGGAAAUCCACAGUGCUUCCCACGCUGCUCUAUGGCAUAGCGGCAUCCAACCCAGGUGCCAAGGAUAUCCAGCGUAUGCAGCACAUGAUGACCAAGCAGGUUCGAGCCAUCACCCGAUCUUUUGCACAUCUUCAGAAAGAAUCCACACUCGACCUCCUGCACAGAUGCUCUCUGUUUACCAUCUUGGAGCAUCUCCAGAGGGAAGCCGCCGCCUUGCAUCGCAGCCUGACUGGCCUGAGCACCCAAACGAGCUUCGUGACCCAAGCCCAGGUGGAAACAGCUCGAGACACAGCUGCUACGCUCCACCUACAGGUGCAACGCCAAUGGCAGGUACCUCUCGGUGACAAAGAAGGCAUCACUGACCCUGCAGUACACCAGUGCCAGGAAUGUCAUCGGGUCUUCACCUCCUUUCGGCUCCUCCGCUCUCACGAGGCUAAGUGGCAUGGACUCAAGACACCUGCUGCCGUCCCGGUGCCUUUUGAUAGGUAUGCACAUGGAACAGAAGGACUUCCAACGUGCAGACAUUGUGCCCAUCCCUUCCGACAAUGGGACGGACUUGUCAAACACAUCAAACGCAAUCGGUGCCAGGUACUCCGUAGACUUGCCACACAACCUCCUGCUGAUGCCCAACCCUUGGCUCCGAGAUCAAAUGAAUCCGAUCCUUUACCAGUCCUUGCCCCGGUCACCCUGCCACCUCAGGACUCCUCUCAGGAGACCUACAUCCUACAAGAAGCUCAGGCUGCUACGCCUACUCCUAUUCCGGUCGUUAUACCUGAACCCCCUGUCACAGACGCUCCACUGCAGGACAGCUCCACUACACCGAGCCAUGAGGCUGUUCCCCUUCAUCAGCAAUCUCAUGUUCUCGCAACGCUACGUGCACGCAGGUGGACUGACCUCCUUGAGAAGCCGGAGAUUCACUCGUAUCUCCAGCACCACUGCCCGCUGUGUUAUCAGUGGCUAGCCACUCCUACCAGCAUCAAGUAUCAUCUCACCAUGCAACAUCCAGAGUGGAAAGACUGCCAACCUGCGACUCUCAAGCUCCUUACUGGUUUCCGCCGACAUACUGUAGUUCCAUGUCGCUACUGUCAUCAGCGAAACAUCAACAAAGAUCGACAUUGGAAACAGUGUCAUCAGAGCAUCAUGACGCUCACCGCGGAUCCCAUGGAGCUGGACGAACAGGAGAGGCAAUUUUGGGCCCAGGCUGGUCCGGUCAAACGGGACCGGACCAAGGGCAAGGGCAAGGGUACCAAGGGCAAAGGCAAGGGAAAGCAGGGCCUACCAAGUCCACCCAGUGCACACCCGACCAUGGGUUACACAAAUGGUUUCGGAAGCCAUCCACCCAAUCCCUGGACACAGACACAGGACCUGCAGCCACUGGGAAGUCAGGAUCCAGAAUGGAUGGAGUACAGGAUGAAUCGACUAUCUCAGCUGGUCCUUCGUCAGGAGCAAAUCAUCUCAGCCAUCCGUCAGGAUCUGGUCCUCUACCUCUUUGUACGAUCAGGGCAAGAAGGGAUGGUGCCAGUUCUAUGCGAAGCAGCGGAGAAGUGGAGGAAGAUGAAAGAGGAAGAACCCGAGAAGAUCACUUACUCCCUCAAACUCAUGCUAUUCAAGCAACUGCUCAUCACCCUACACCAGAGGUUGACCAACAUGAUCGCGGACGAGGAUGCUCUCGCCAAAGCCAAGAACCUGAACUGGAUCGACGAUCAGAAACAUUGGAAACAUCUCACAUGGAAUCCUUCCAAACAAUGUCUGGAAGUCGACAACUCAGUGAGGCCAAUACCGGCGGAGGAUCUGUUGGCCCAACUGGUUCAGAUGAGGAAGGCUGUUACGGAGGAGACCCUGGUGAGGUUCAAGUCCAUGCGGAAGCUCACCACGGAGGUGACCUCCGACUGGAUCCAAUUCCAGAUCUGCUUGUCACUUCGCCCAGAGGGAGGAGCCAUGUGGAGUACGCUGAACCAGUGGAUCGGUCAAGCAUCGUGGCACACACUGGGAUGCAGGCUCCGUCGCGAUCGACCGAACUACGACACCCUGGCCGUCCUUCGAUUGAUCUUCCACAAUCCAUCGAAUUUGUGCUACCUACACUCUACCAUCUAUGCCCUUCUGUGGACAAUCCUUCAGGCUAGGCUACACGAUGCCUACAUCUCGCCUCCACCGCAGGCUCUUACUAUGCUGUGUCCACCAAUCACUGAUUCGCCUAAUUGUCCCAUUCAGGUGCUCCAUUCGGUACCGUGGCUUAUGCUGCUGCAAGCUUGGCCUUCUGUACAUCGUCAGCAUGAUGCAGCUGAGUUGAUACAAUACCUCUUACCCAGGUUCUCGCAUAGUGGGUUCAAUGGUGGCUGGGAGGCCAGAAACUUUGCACCUGGAGGUAUUGUCACUCUUGAUACGGGGCCUACCCAAGCUCCAAUUACGAUUGUGCUACCGGCAGGUCCAAGCUUGGAGCUUCAGGCAGCCAUUGAUGGGUGGAGUGCUCAGGUCACAGCCCGUUAUGCACUGCUGACCCCGUCUCCCAUGCUCUGCAUACAACUUCAGCGCUUCGCGAAUGCCGAGGGAGUCAUGCGCAGGGACACCAGACCACUGGCUGUGGCCUCGACUACAGUUCGUAUGCCACUCUUUACAGGACUGCACACUAUGCAAGUUCGCUAUGUUCACUACCAGGUCGUCGCUGUACAGCUUCACUACGGGGCCACUCCUGAUAUGGGGCAUUACAGAACUAUCCUACGAGGACAGCCGCUGUUUGGUGCAGAAAAAUGGUGCUCCUGCACAGCAAAGCCAGUUGGCACAGAACACGAUGGCAACAUAUACAUAGUGUGGCUACGUCAGGUACUCCCUCCUGGUGCCUGA